Gigantopelta aegis is the source of this 2295-nucleotide messenger RNA. RefSeq names its product vacuolar protein sorting-associated protein 26C-like. The record is from RefSeq and is a predicted model, not a curated record. The transcript has 9 exons. Bases 124 to 1017 code for a protein of 297 amino acids. NCBI's taxonomy places the organism in Eukaryota, Metazoa, Mollusca, Gastropoda, Neomphalida, Peltospiridae. Gene Ontology annotation, cellular component: endosome. Gene Ontology annotation, biological process: intracellular protein transport.
GAUUAAAUUAUUACUCCGAAUGCUCCUGACACAGCCUAUAUAUUUGGUGGUUGAUUAAAGAAUCUAAUCUUAAAUGUAAAAAUCAUUAACAAAAAUCUGACAUGUGUCACAUGACCAUACAAAAUGGCGCUGGACAUACGCCUCAAAAAAGUUAACAAGAUAUAUCGUGAAGGGGAUGUUGUGUCUGGUCUGGUGAUUAUUCAGACAAAAGGGGAGCUCCAACACCAGGGAGUCAGUCUCGUCAUGGAGGGCAUAGUCAGUCUACAGCUCAGUUCCAAAAGUGUUGGCCUCUUCGAAGCUUUCUACAAUUCCUUAAAGCCGAUCAACUUGCUGAAUUAUAACGUUGAAGUAGCCAAACCAGGGAAGUUUCCAUCAGGGAAAACAGAAAUUCCAUUUGAGCUUCCAUUGAGACCAAAAGCUGGGAAGUCUUUAUACGAGACUUACCAUGGUGUGUUUGUAAGCAUUCAGUACUGUAUUCGUGUGGAGAUAAAGAGAUCACUGUUGAACAAAGAUUUACAAAAGCAGUGUGAAUUUAUUGUUGAAAAUAAGUUACAGGAUCAAGAAGAGAAAUGCAAGUUGAAACCAGUCAACUUUACAAUCGCUCCCGACACGCUGACCAAUGUGAAAGAUAAGCAGCAUAUCCCGAGGUUUAAAGUGAAAGGAAGACUCGAUUCUUCAUGUCUGCAAAUUACCAAACCACUAACAGGAGAGCUGAUGGUUGAGUAUUGUGAUGCACCAAUCAAAUCUAUAGAAAUUCAACUAGUCCGCGUGGAAACCUGCGGGUGUGCCGAAGGUUUUGCCAAAGACGCGACCGAGAUCCAGAACAUUCAGAUUGGUGAUGGUGAUGUGUGUCGCGGGAUGAUGAUUCCAAUUUACAUGAUAUUUCCACGACUGUUUACCUGUCCGUCUCUCUCUACGAAUAACUUCAAAAUAGACUUUGAAAUCAACAUUGUGCUUGUGUUCCAUGAUGAUCACCUGGUGACCGAAAACUUUCCACUGAAAUUAACACGAUUCUGAUGUCCAAGUGCAUUUCCUUAUUUUGUAAAGACAAUAUGAAAGAGAGAAACAAAGGGAAAAUUUUUACAAAUGCACCUAUCCUUGGAAAAAAAAAAACAAUGGAUGAAAGUCUAAUGUUUAUUUUAUUAUGGCCUAACAGGUAAUCUCUCCCCCCCCCCCCCCCCCCCCCCAAAAAAAAUCUGCCAAAGAAAUCAAUUCAGUUUUUGCCAUGAGCAAAUUCAACGCGAGCUGAAGAUCACUCUCCUGAAAUGGUGCUAUUUGAGCAGUCACAUAAAGUUUGAAAUGAAGGUUAUUUAAAAAAUGUUAUUGCCAGGUUUGCAAUGUGUGUGGUACCAACUGGUGAAUAACCACUGGGGCAGGUGCAGGAUUGUUCUACGGAGGAGGUGCAACAUUUGAAAAGGGCAUCUCCAGCAUUCAAGGAGUGGUUCAUCAUUUAAAAAGGGCACCUCCAGCAUUCAAGGAGUGGUUCAUCAUUUAAAAAGGGCACCUCCAGUAUUCAAGGAGUGGUUCAUCAUUUAAAAGGUCACCUCCAGCAUUCAAGGAGUGGUGCAACAUUUGAAAAGGGCAUCUCCAGUAUUCAAGGAGUGGUUCAUCAUUUAAAAAGGGCACCUCCAGCAUUCAAGGAGUGGUUCAUCAUUUAAAAGGUCACCUCCAGCAUUCAAGGAGUGGUGCAACAUUUGAAAAGGGCAUCUCCAGUAUUCAAGGAGUGGUUCAUCAUUUAAAAACGGCACCUCCAGCAUUCAAGGAGUGGUUCAUCAUUUAAAAAGGACACCUCCAGCAUUCAAGGAGUGGUUCAUCAUUUAAAAAGGACACCUCCAGCAUUCAAGGAGUGGUUCAUCAUUUAAAAAGGACACCUCCAGCAUUCAAGGAGUGGUUCAUCAUUUAAAAAGGUCGGUCUACUAAAAAUUUCCAGGCGAAUGUGGAAGAGAGCAGAAGUUCACAUAACUUCCUACCAAAGACUGAUAAAUGCAUUGUUUACAUUUGAUAAUAACAAGACUUUUCAAGAAAUUUAGUUUUUUGAGGUUGGGGUGGGUGGGGUGUGCACCCCCCAAUUCACUCCUGUUGGACCCGUGACUGACAACACUAAAUCGAGUGAAAUACAUAACAGAUCUGGCAACAGAUGAGAAAACCGGCACUAAUAUAUUUUCAUAGGGACAGGACGUAGCCCACUAGUAAAGCACUCGUCUGAUGCGCAUUCGGUCUAGGUUCGAUCUCCGUCGGUGAACCCAUUGGGCUAUUUCUCAUUCCAGCCAGUGCUCCAAGACUGGUGUAACAAAG